Messenger RNA from Candida dubliniensis CD36, 1188 nucleotides. RefSeq names its product Tip41p (gene TIP41). Gene Ontology annotation, cellular component: cytosol. The record is from RefSeq and is a predicted model, not a curated record. The coding region runs from base 1 to 1188 and encodes 395 amino acids. NCBI's taxonomy places the organism in Eukaryota, Fungi, Ascomycota, Pichiomycetes, Serinales, Debaryomycetaceae. Gene Ontology annotation, biological process: TOR signaling. The transcript has a single exon.
AUGAGUGAAACUAACAAUCCCACUUCAUCUAAUGAGAAGAAACCUGUGGUGUUUGCAGUUCCUUCUUCUUCUUCCUCUUCCACCCGAAGAGGAAUAAAUGCAGUACAUGUCAAUUCAGCUCGUGAAAUGGUUAGAUUACACACCCAGGGAAGGAACCCACCUGCUAGACAAGACAACGUAAUCUCCCUUCCAAGCGGAGCGGGGGCACCUUCUCAUGUCUCGAGGAUAGGUACAACGGAAUUAAUGUCAUCCAAUUUCCCUAAAAUUCAAAUUCCAUUACAUCACGAUGAAACAGAGUGUAAAAAUCCUCAAUGUCAGCAUUGUGGACAAAUUAUCAUCCCUUCCCCUCAAUCAUCCUAUCCAAUUCAAGAUAAGCCAUCUAUAACGGUAAAUGGAUGGAGUAUAUUUACCACCAAGAAACCUAUACUUAAUUCCUUGGAGUUGGACCAUUUGGCAGAGACCAAGUUUGACUUUCCAUUACCCGAAAUGAUAUUUGGAAAUAAUAAUGUUAGGAUACGUAAUGAUGUUACUGGUGGAACAAUAGAGUUUAAUGCCAUUGAUGCAUUAAGUUCCUUGGAUCCAAAUUGUCCUUUGAAAGUUAGUUGCCAUGAGGAAUGGUUGAAAUCUAGACGAUCAAAACAUGCAAGUUUAAAACAAGAACAAUCACUCAAAAAGGACCUUUCAGAAUUUACAGAGAAUUUAGACGGAUUAAAACCAUACGAUUGGACAUAUUCAACAAAUUAUAAAGGUACAGUACACAAUCUUGAUUUGAAACCUUCUGAGUUGCAUGAGAUUCCAAUUAAUAAAUUGACAAAACCCGACCCCAUUUUAUUUUUCGACGAAGCAAUUUUAUUUGAAGAUGAGUUAGCCGAUAAUGGGAUAUCAAUAUUGAGUUAUAAAAUCAGAGUUAUGCCCACCUGUUUGUUAUUGUUGUGUCGAUUUUUCCUUCGAAUCGAUGAUGUUAUAUUCAGAGUUAGAGAUACAAGAUGUUAUAUUGAUUUUGACACUAAUGAACUUAUCAGAGAAUACAAGGUACAAGAGCAAGAGUAUGAUCAAGUUAUGAGUUUAGUUAAAGUGAAGAAUAACAAAGAUCCAAAGAAACUAUUCAGGGAUUCAAAUUGGGUUAGUCAGAACAUACAUGUUCUUAGUAAGGAAAUUGAUAUAAGUGUUGUAGAUAUUCAAAAGUAG